Molecule: messenger RNA, 1497 nt
Organism: Lactuca sativa (garden lettuce)
Lineage: Eukaryota; Viridiplantae; Streptophyta; Magnoliopsida; Asterales; Asteraceae
Source: RefSeq, a predicted model, not a curated record
AUGAAGAAGAUUGGAGAAAAACCGAGAAAGAGUGGUUUCCAACUAGGUCGAGGCUUCUACCAAAAGGCACAACCACCAGCCAAGAAGAAAGUUGAUUUAGAAAAUGUGUUAGCUCGUUUUACGGAGGAUUCUGAAAAAAUGCAUGAUGAAACGGAUGCAGUGAUAAGGGGACAUCAGAAUAUCAUGAAGGAGAAGGAAGCUUUGCUAAGAAAUCACCAAGCAUCGAUCCACAAUAUUGAAGUCCAACUAGGUCAACUAACUACUCUCGUACAAGAUAAGUUAUCUCCGAAAAUCCCCAAGAAAAAACCUCAUUCGCAAGUCAUGAUGAUUGAAACUGAAGAAGAGGCUAUUUCUAAGUUCCUAGAAGCACUAGAAGUAGAGCCACAACUGUCCGAACCAAAGCCGAAAAAGUCAAAAAUCGAAGAAACAUUUUCUGCUGAAACACCAGACUCACGACGUGAGCCUUCCAAGCUCACAACGUGGGCCGAGUCUGAACAAAAAAAUUCAGCAAACAUUCCAGCUUAUCGUCCUCCUUUACCGUUUCCGUCCCGAGCUAAUAGUCAUCCACUGGAAAAGGAGCAUUUGGAAUUUAUGAAACAAGUAAAGGGUAUUUCAAUAAAUACUCAUUUUAUUAAAUCAUUGUCUAAAAUUCCCGAAUAUGCAAGGUUCUUACAAGACUUGAUAGAUACUCGUCAGCCUUUGAAGAAAAACUCCAAGGUGGCUCUUAGUGAGCAGAGUUCAAAUGUGGUAUUAGGGGAGUUGUCAAAGAAGAUGGGAGAUCGUGGAUGCCUCACUCUUCCGUGUGAAUUUGGGAAUAGUUUGAAGACUUAUGCUUUAGCCGAUUCUGGGUUGAAGGCUACAAGAAUGACCAUUCACAUGGCAAACCGUUCAGUGACACAUCCUAGGGGCAUUGUGGAAGACAUCUUAGUAAAAAUUGGGAAAUUUGUUUUUCCAAUUGAUUUUGUGGUUAUGGAUAUGAAAGAAGAUCAUGAUGUUCCAAUCAUCUUGGGUCGGCCUCUACUUAAUACUGUUGGUGCCUUGGUUGAUAUUCAUGAAUCCAAGCUUACCUUGAGAGUGGGAGAUGAUGAAGCCACUUUUGGAAUAGAGGAUGGUUUCCAAGGAAAUGAUGUUCAAGGUGAAGUUUUUAAUGUUGAUAAAGAAGAAGAUGAACUUGAAGAGUUGGAGAAGCUUAUGGAAGAACUAAAGAUAAUUCAACAAGUCAAACAUACAAAACCAAGAGAAUCCGUUCGAUUGGUGUUUGAAGUAAUUGCUUAUACAAAUCCAACUUCUUGGGUGAGUGAGGAAAGCGAAGAUUUAUCAAGUGACGAGGACGAGGUUACUUUUAAGGAAACGAGUUUAGCUAUGGAUGAGAAGGUGGUUCCCGUAGAGCAAAGAAAUGAAAAAUUGGAGAAUAAAGGGAUUAGACACAAGCUUGAAGUAAAUGAGGUGGAAGCUAUAAAAGAGAACUCCAAAAAGGCGUAUAUUAGACGAGUUUAA